Molecule: messenger RNA, 312 nt
Organism: Rotaria sp. Silwood1
Lineage: Eukaryota; Metazoa; Rotifera; Eurotatoria; Philodinida; Philodinidae
Source: the annotation of a GenBank genome assembly
AUGAAUAUCCAAGAGAAAUUACAGAAAAUAUUGAGUUCAACUCAUGCAUUAAUUCGAUUAUUUGAAAAAAGAAAUAAUAAUUAUAAUGAAAAAUCAUCACAUCAAAUCGAUAUAUUAAAAGAAGUUCAACGUUUAAUAAAAGAAAAAGUUGAUGUUAAUAUUAAAAAUAAAGAAGGUUAUACUAUUCUACAAUUGGCUAUAUGUAAUGGAUAUUAUGAAUGUUUAGAAACACUUAUUAUAGAUGGAAAAGCUAAAUUAGAUAAAAAAGGACCGCAAGUUCUAUAUAUAUAUCGAGAUUUUAAUAUCAAUUGA